Thalassophryne amazonica is the source of this 3026-nucleotide messenger RNA. It is a transcript of the gene mknk1, whose product is annotated as MAPK interacting serine/threonine kinase 1. The transcript is spliced from 14 exons. Gene Ontology annotation, molecular function: calcium-dependent protein serine/threonine kinase activity; calcium/calmodulin-dependent protein kinase activity; calmodulin binding. Gene Ontology annotation, biological process: peptidyl-serine phosphorylation; protein autophosphorylation; intracellular signal transduction. Lineage: Eukaryota; Metazoa; Chordata; Actinopteri; Batrachoidiformes; Batrachoididae. The record is from RefSeq and is a predicted model, not a curated record. Gene Ontology annotation, cellular component: cytoplasm; nucleus. The coding region runs from base 114 to 1502 and encodes 462 amino acids.
CGUCUUUAUCCUGCUCAGCGCGCCACCGUCUGUUUCACUCAGGAAUGGAUACUUUCGUCAGCUGUGUGAAUCUUUAACCGAGGUAUUUGGACACGGGAGUCCAGUUGACAGACAUGGUGAGGCACAGUGUGAUGACAGAGCUGCAGACUUUUCAACACUCUCUUCAGGGCCGAGCUCUGGCUGUGGGCCAAGUAGGUCAGAGCUGUGGUGGAAUUCCGGAAAAUGGCACAACUGCAAAGGAAAAGCCGCGUCUCUCCCCAAGCUCAGCAGAACCUGAGAAAAGUCAACCAGUGAGCAUUCCAGAUGCAGGAAAACGGAAAAAGAAGAAAAGAACAAGAGCAACAGACAGCUCUACAGGAACCUUUGAUGAUCUAUAUAAACUGACAGAUGAGGUUCUUGGUCAGGGUGCCUAUGCUAAAGUCCAGGGAUGCAUAAGUCUGCACGAUGGGAAGGAAUUUGCUGUAAAGAUCAUAGAAAAGAGUGCAGGACACAGUCGUGGCAGAGUGUUUCGAGAAGUGGAGACCCUCUACCAGUGUCAAGGACACAAGAACAUCUUGGAAUUGAUGCAGUUCUUUGAAGACAACUCGUGCUUUUAUUUGGUAUUUGAAAAGUUGCGUGGAGGAUCAAUUCUGAAUCACAUCCAAAACCGGAAGCACUUUGAUGAACUGGAGGCCAGCAAGGUGGUCAGAGAUAUUGCCCAAGCACUUGACUUCCUACACAACAAAGGAAUUGCACACAGAGACCUUAAGCUGGAGAAUAUUCUUUGUGAAUACACAGACCGAGUGUCUCCAGUAAAGAUCUGUGACUUUGACCUUGGAAGUGGAGUGAAGCUCAGCAGUGCAUGUACACCCAUAACCACCCCAGAGCUCACUACACCGUGUGGUUCAGCAGAGUACAUGGCUCCAGAAGUAGUAGAAGUGUUUACUGAUGAAGCUUCCUUUUAUGACAAGCGCUGUGACCUUUGGAGCCUCGGGGUUAUCCUCUACAUCCUCCUGAGUGGCAGCCCGCCUUUCACGGGUCACUGUGGCAGUGACUGUGGCUGGGAUCGAGGAGAAGCCUGCAGAGCCUGCCAGAUUCGCCUGUUUGAAAGCAUCCAACAGGGCAAGUAUGAGUUUCCUGAUAAAGACUGGGCUCACAUCACAGAUGCGGCUAAGGACCUCAUUGCCAAACUUUUGGUUCGUGAUGCCACUUUGCGCCUCAAUGCUGCUCAGGUCCUCAAGCACCCUUGGGUACAGGGGAAUGCUCCUGAGAGAGGUCUUCCAACUCCUCAUGUUCUACAGAGGAACAGCAGUGCCAAAGAUCUGACCCAGUUUGCAGCAGAGGCCAUUGCCUUUAACCGGCAGCUAUCACAGCAUGAUGAGCAACAGGAGGGUGUUGGAGCCAUUGUGUGCUCCAUGAGGCUUUCUCCUCCUUCGAAUUCCAGACUGGCCCGCAGACGAGCACAGUCCAAUGCUCGACGCACCACAGACGUCACCGCUACUUCUGACAACCACAUGGCCUGAAGCUCCACUGCACGUUGGCUUUGAGCUGCUCUGAGAACAAACAUGCACACAGAUCUUGGUCCUUUUUUUAUCAUUUUUUUUAUUAAUUUAUUUUUGUAAUUGAUUUUUUUUUUUUAAUAGCUCUUUGCCUGCUUCCUUAAUGUGUUUUAUUUCCACAGGCAGUGUUUACAUUUACUGAUAUAUAGAUAGAUAGAUUUUUUUUUUUUUUUUUUCCUCCCUCCUUCUUCUAAUGGCCUCAAAUCUUAUCAUAGUAUUGUAGAACCGGUGGGACAGAUAAUCCUAAAGUAUCCAUUCUUAACUGGAAAUGUAUUUUAGAGAGUUGUUGGAACCUCCCAGGAAUUUUGUUAGGUUUUAGAAUUUCACAUAUCAAACACCUUGUGAUGACUCUAAAACAGCAGAACCCACAGUCCAUUCACUUAGUACAUUACUGUCACCAUAGACUGACAGGGGGGGCAACACGGUGGCUUAGUGGUUAGCUGUGUUGCCUCACAGCGAGAAGGUCAUGGGAUUGAUUCCCACCUGUGGAGUUUGCAUGGAUUCUCUCCGGGUGCUCCGUUGAAGAGGUGUGUGUGUUUUGACUGAUGAGCUCAACUCAGUUAUGCAGCUAAUGCUGCAGAUCCACCUCAGAUCUGCGAUGGGGACCCCAACUGAAAACAAGGGAGAAGCCGAAUGGACUUAAUAUGCUGACAUAAUGUUACAUUAGCUCAUGUUGUACUGACCAAAUAGUAUUUAGAGUAUUUAAAUGAGUUUGAGGAUACUUAAAUACUCCUUCUCAACCGUUGAUACUAACCCCGCCCCUUGUGUGUGUACGCAUGCAAAGUGCUAAAACUGAGCCACACUUAGCUUUACAUUUUUGGAAACUGGCUUUUCCUCCAUCUUAUGUCCAGCUCAAUGUCUUUAUUAUAUUAUUGUCUAAGCUGUAUCAGUUUUUUAAAUUAUUUUUAUUUGUAAACGUGUGGAAAAAGCUGGACCGAAGAAAAUGAAUGCGUGGAUGUUGAUUUUAAAAAUCUGUGAUCAAAUUUUCUAUUUUAAUUUUUAGACGUUGCUUCAACACAAGCUGUCUGAUACACUUCAUAAAAAGGUUGCCAUAUAAGUUCAAUAAUGCUUAGAAAUGGCUUCAAUGAUGGGAAUUUGACACCUCUUCUCUUAAGGUGUCAGGUGCUGACUGCCAGCGUUACCUCGGACUUGCUCUUUGCACCGCACCUAUGCACGUUUUCAGCUUUACAAAUGCAACAGCAUCUUAAAAACAGCCAGGAGUCUUCCCCCCCCCCCCACUGACUAGCUGGGAGAAUAUUUUCAGUGUGAAUGGCUUGAUUUUUGGAGAAUUGCAUUUGUUUCCAAAGCUAAAUAUGUAAUGUAUUCAUUGCAGAUAUGACUUCUUUUUUUUUUUUUUUUAUAGUAGAUAUAAUGAUGGAAUAACAUGAGAUGAAUCCAAACUGGAGUUGAAGGGAUCAGCUUUACAUUACUUUUGUUGUAUAUUUUGUUCCGAAUGAUGCACAGACUUGGGUAAUCCCAGUUUUAGUG